CUGAUAGGAGCGCAGCAGCGCAUCAAUCCUGACUCAUUCACUGAAACUUAUCAGUAUAAAUGAAAAUGUUGAGCCGCUCGCUCUUUGCGCACGCGGCCCUGCUGCUGCUGCUGCUGCUGGGUCCACUCCCUCUGUGGUCAGGGCUGGUGUCGGCCGAGUAUUCCACUAAAUCCGAACCGGACUACGAGUUCGGUGACUACCGGGGGAAGUGGUGUCUUGAUGAUCACGGUUUUGUCUUCAGCAUCGGAGAGGUUUACUACCCGAGCCGCGUGGCGUGUCCGUGCACGUGCACAGUGGACGGUCCGGUGUGCGUCCGACCCAGAUGUCCCCGCAUCCACCCCCGGUGCACGCGGAUCAGUUACAAGGCAUGCUGCCCGGUGUGCGAGGCUUUGACCAAAGUCUGUGUCYACGGAGGGAAAACUUACCGACUUCUGGAAGAGUUUAUGGUCCAAACUGCUUUGCUGGGAGCAGGGUGAUCCCAGCAGGGGAGCGUGUGAACAUCGAUGAGAGGACUGUAUGCUACUGCACCUACAGGGAUGGAACAUGGCACACCCACCCCCAGGCCACCUGCGAACACCACCCCCAGUCCAGUCCAACCCUCAACACGCACACUGAGCCCCCCAGAGAUGAGGACACCAGAGCGGGAAGAGGGAGACUGUUUCCCAGACUAGAUUUGAUACCUUAAGUUGGAAAUUUUAAACCAGAUGUUUACAUUUAUGGGAUAAAAAUACCCUGAACCAUUUUUUUCUCACUAUCUGAUAUUAAAUCAGACUAAAUCAUUCUGAUUUUGGGUUAGCUUGAUCCCUAAAAUUUAUAUUUUUAAUGCCUGGAAAAUUAGAUAAUUUAUUUCCCUCUAGAAUUCUUUAUUUAUUCUGUUAUUGUUUAUUAGUCUGUACACGUCUAGGAACUGAGGAGACCAGCKGCUGGAGUAUUUGGAGGGAUUGUUGUCUCGUUUGUGUCUGAUGUAAGAUUUUAGAUGUUCAACAGUCUUUUUUGAUUGGGUGGCUGUAGUUAGAGUUGUCCUCCAACAAGAAAGUCAGAGGUUUGAUUCCAUCAGUGUUCAGUCACAUGUCAAAGUGUCCCUGCAAGACRCUGAGACCCUCACUGCCUGCGAUGUGAGCCCCACCACUGUGUCUGAUAUCUAAAGCACCAAUAAAACUCCAUAAUAAGACAAUAAAAAGACAAUUCUAUGUCUUAUUCAGAUUAGCUGCAGAGAUGCAAUGUGUGUGGAUGACUAAACGAGGGCACAGGUUGUGUUGUGAAGCACUUUAAGUAGCCCUGUUGACUACAAAGUUGCUGUAUGUACAGUCAUGUUUCACUUGAUGGACUUUUCAUCAAGUGAAACAUGUUUUCAGUUGGUGGCCCAGCAUACUCCAUGGAACUGAACGGUCGAGUCCCCUCUUGAUUGAUGUUUGUCUUUUUACACCUUUCAGAGUCCCUGAAACAAAUCUGCUCCUGCUGCUGCACACAUCACAGUACAGGUUUCUUCACACUUGGAGACUCCACUUCAGUGCCAACCAUUUGGCCACAAAUCUGUUACGGAUUGAGUGCAAUAUUUCUUUUUUUUUUUUGACAGACAGAUUCCUCAGUGCACAAUGUCCUGUAUGUGCUCUCCCCRUCCUUGAGUUUUUCUUUAUUUGACUACAUUUACAAGCGUAUGUAAGAGUCACAUAAAUGGACUUUCUUUCUGACUGACACAGAGAACUGCUUCUCAAAACUGUUAUUUUGACUGGAGACAGACCAGUACAGUACCCCGAAGUCUACUACUACAAAGCCAUGCUGUUGUAACACAUGCAACUUGGUUUAGCAUCAUCUUGCUGAAAUAUGCAAGGUCUUCCCUGAAAUAGAUUUAAUCUGGAUAGGAGUGUUUGUUGUUCUAAAUCCUGUGUAUACUUUUAUGAAGUGAUGGUGAAAUGUGUAAGCUAACAACGCCAGAGACACUAAGCAACUCCAUACCAUCAGAGAGGCAGGCAUUUGAAAUGUGCAUUGAGUUACAACAGGUAAUAAAAGAAAAGUAAAAUCUCUUAGUUAAAACAUUUCAUAUAUUUACUGUUUCAUUGUGAACAAAAUAUGGGUUCAUGAUA
Messenger RNA from Austrofundulus limnaeus, 2084 nucleotides. Its product is annotated as von Willebrand factor C domain-containing protein 2-like. Gene Ontology annotation, cellular component: AMPA glutamate receptor complex. The record is from RefSeq and is a predicted model, not a curated record. Lineage: Eukaryota; Metazoa; Chordata; Actinopteri; Cyprinodontiformes; Rivulidae. Gene Ontology annotation, biological process: negative regulation of BMP signaling pathway. The transcript is spliced from 2 exons. Bases 60 to 476 code for a protein of 138 amino acids.